AUUUCAGAGGUCGGCGUCGACGGCGCUCCCUCUUCAUGGGUUUCUUCUGUGAACACUGACAGUGUGUUCACUUGUAUUAGAAACAUUGAAUCAAAUGUAUGUUUGAAUAACAACAUAAACUUAAUCGGAAUGAUCCAAAACAUUACGAGGCAUCGCAAAACCUCUUCUUUAUUACGCCAGCAGCGGCCUCUCUGAUUGGCUGCUGAGGCAGCCGCGCUAUCAUCAGUGGGAGUAACUUACAGCAUUAUCCACGCUAAAAGGUCUUCUUCCUUCGCUUAGGACUUUAACAUCUCAGUUCAGAGCAAGAGACACGCUUAUUUAAACCGGCGACGGUGUGUGAUGUCAGCUGACGUCCUUCUGAGCGGUGGUGCUCCGAUGCGCCGCGGGCCCUACAUCAGCAUGAUCACCAACCGGACCAUGAACUUGCUGAUCCGUGCUGCCAUGCUCUUUAUGGUGGGCGUGUUUCUAGCGCUCGUGCUAAACCUGCUACAGGUGCAGCGUAACGUCACUCUCUUCCCUCCAGACGUCAUCAGCAGCAUUUUCUCCUCCGCCUGGUGGGUUCCUCCCUGCUGUGGAACAGCCGCAGCGCUGAUAGGUUUGCUGUAUCCCUGUAUGGAUCGUCGUCUGGGGGAGCCGCAUAAGCUCAAGAGAGAGUGGUCUAACGUGAUGCGCUGUGUGGCCGUCUUUGUGGGCAUAAAUCACGCCAGUGCUAAGGUGGACUUUGCGAAUAAUGUGCAGCUGUCAUUGACGCUGGCUGCCUUGUCUGUCGGCCUGUGGUGGACGUUCGAUCGUUCACGCAGUGGUUUUGGGCUGGGAGUCAUCAUUGCAAUACUUGCCACACUUGCCACCCAGCUGCUGGUUUACAACGGAGUCUUUCAAUAUACCUCCCCUGACUUCCUGUACAUUCGGUCCUGGCUGCCAUGUAUCUUCUUCGCCGGGGUCAUAACAGUGGGGAAUAUUGGACGACAGCUAGCUCUGUAUGAGUACAGAGUCAGUCAAGAAAAGACCCACCAGGAUUAAGGAAGAAUCCUCUGCACACAUGGGACAAUCCAGGAUAAAGUAGUGAAGCAGGAGCACCAUGACUGACAGAGUGAUCCAUCAUUGAGGAGGAGCUGCUGGACAGUGUUAUGAUUUAUACCUCCAGAUCUGUUUCCUGCCUCCUCAGACGCUCAGGUUCUCUAAGUGUGUGUAACAGUAAGAUACGAUGUUGUUUACACACUCUCAUACUGUCUUCGCCAGCGCUGAAAUGCUGUAAAGCUGCUGCAAAGUGCCAAACUGACUCUGACUGAUCAAACUGCGUGACUGUCCUCACCUCAUGACUGGAGGCAAAGCCUGGUGUGUAAAAGAUGGGCAAUAUAUUGACUGAAUAUUUACAUGCAUUUCAUGCACAGACACAAAACUCAAAUCGCAAGAAAUUUUCUAUAUGAUCUUGAUACUGUUGUGGCCUCUAUCCUCUGUGACGGGUGGAGGAGAGUCAUCUGGACAAAGCACCAUCAUCGGAUCUCAUUCAUCAUACAGAAAAAUCACUGGUCAUUAGAAGUAAGGAGAGUAAUAUAGAGUAUUAUGACAGGGCAUCAAAUCUGUUACAUAUCACUUUACUAAAGGGCAGUUCAUGUCUGCGGUGUCUCAGAUCCACCAGUAGUGGGCGUCAGAGGAUAACUGACCCGUCACCCUGUGUUUGUAGAUGCAGUGCUAAACACAAAAGACCAUAUUUUCUAACAGACUAACCAGUGUGCUGUGUUCAUUAGUUGGGAGGGGAAUUGGUGUUCAGCAAGGUGUUGAUUACUGCUUUGAUUACAACUUGAAUAUUUUAUUGUAAUGCAUACCUCAUAGCCAGGGCUGCGUUUCCCAAAAGCAUCGUAAGCUUAAGUUGAUCGUAGCUCCAUUGGUUUGAAUGGGUCUACGAUGUACUUAAGCGUACCAUGCUUUUGGGAGAAAUGAAGGGAAUUGUUUUUUUUUUUAAUCUUGGCUCUUUUUAUUGGGAGGAUAUUUUAUGAAAAACUGAGUAGAAUGCAAAAUAAGUGGGAUCAAUGUGUUUUAAGUGUUACAAUGAGACUUGACAACUUAAACAACUGUAGACUUGCAAGAGUAAUUGUACAAUUUGUACGUGACCAUCUGAAAGCGAGCAUGUUGGGAUGUUUUCUCAGGCAUGGGUGAUUACUUGAUCCACGGUUUGUAUUUAACCACAUUUACUGUUUUUUGAAGUUGAAGUUACAUGUUUGUUAUUAUUACAUCUGCAUUAUUA
Sinocyclocheilus anshuiensis is the source of this 2245-nucleotide messenger RNA. Its product is annotated as insulin-induced gene 2 protein-like. Bases 340 to 1020 code for a protein of 226 amino acids. Gene Ontology annotation, biological process: cellular response to insulin stimulus; SREBP-SCAP complex retention in endoplasmic reticulum; cholesterol biosynthetic process. NCBI's taxonomy places the organism in Eukaryota, Metazoa, Chordata, Actinopteri, Cypriniformes, Cyprinidae. Gene Ontology annotation, cellular component: endoplasmic reticulum; SREBP-SCAP-Insig complex. The record is from RefSeq and is a predicted model, not a curated record. The transcript is spliced from 6 exons.